Molecule: messenger RNA, 369 nt
Organism: Plasmodium adleri (nom. inval.)
Lineage: Eukaryota; Apicomplexa; Aconoidasida; Haemosporida; Plasmodiidae
Product: conserved Plasmodium protein, unknown function
Exons: 3
Coding region: 1-369 (122 amino acids)
Source: RefSeq, a predicted model, not a curated record
AUGGUGAAACAUAAAGAUUAUAAAAAAAGUGACCUCAUACGUAUUUUGUCAUCUAAUAUUAGUAAAGAAAGAAAUAAGGCAGUAAAAUUAUUAAAAAAAUUUGAACCCUUACCAAGAAAACAUUUAGAUAAUAAAUUCGAUCCCAAAAAUAUUGUUGUUCAUAAGAACAAUGUUUUAAAAGCAUUUAUGUGCUGGAGAUGUGAUAAAGUAAAACAAACAAACGUUAAGGUUCAUUGGGAUACCAGUGAAGGAAUGAAAAUUAUAUGCACUUCUUGCCAUAGUAAUUUAAUUUCAUUGAAAGAGAUGGAGAAAAUGAGAAAGGAAAAUAGUACAAAUAACGAGUUUUUAAAAAAUUUAAGUAAUAUGUAA